Physella acuta is the source of this 3216-nucleotide messenger RNA. Its product is annotated as protein adenylyltransferase FICD. The record is from RefSeq and is a predicted model, not a curated record. Gene Ontology annotation, molecular function: protein binding. NCBI's taxonomy places the organism in Eukaryota, Metazoa, Mollusca, Gastropoda, Physidae.
GUGAUGAUGUAAACAUCCGUCAUGGAAAUGGAUGAUACAGCUGUAAAGUAUGGAUACAGUUAUGAUAAAAAGGCUACUUAUUUAACUGAAAACAACAAUAUUGAACCAAGAGAUUUAUAUUUAAUCAACAAACACAUGCUGUCUACAAUAUAUUUUAGUGUUGCUAAUAUUUAUAGCCCGGGUAUGCGAAUUCGAUUUGUUGUUACUGUUUUUGUGACAGCAGUUUUUCUUUGCGGGUUGUCAUUCGGUGUAUUCUCAAGUUUUCCAAGAGGAGCAUUAAGCUUCCUGUUGACUUACUUUGGACUAGGCUCAGGAACAAGUCAUUCUGUGCACAGCGGAAGAGUGAAACUUGGGCUUUUUACUGAUACAUUGCAGUUUAAAUUUAAGGAUGGGUUGAAACAACAACCACCGUGUUUUACAAAUGACCAUCAGAAUGACAACAUAAAUCUAGAACAAAAAGUUAACAUAGAUUCUAAUACAAAUUGUGAACAUGUUUCUUCUUCACCACACACUUACUAUGACACAUCAGUUAGUGUGAGAUACAAGCAGAGAUUCACAGCUAGCAAAGAUGUUAAACGAGAAGCAGUUGCAGCAAUGAAUAUAGCUCUAGAUCUUCAAAACCGUGGCAAAACAGACAAAGCAAUGAAAGUAUUUCAGCAUGCACUAGCGCUAGACCCAUCUCAUGCUGACAUACUUACAGCAUUUGGAGAGUUUCUCGAGUGGCAUGUUAAGGACAUAGUGAAAGCUGACCACAUGUAUCAUAUAGCUCUAGAAAAUAGCCCUGAACAUGGUAGGGCCCUGCAAAAUAGAAAACGCACAGGUCCCAUUGUUGAAGAGAUAGAUCAAGCACGCUUCAAUCGAGUGGACAAAAAAAGAACAUUACUGUAUACCAUACCACCACAUCAUCCGGGGCUACGAAGAGCUAAAAGGGAAGCAUAUUUUGCCCACAUUUAUCAUACAAAUGCCAUUGAAGGGAACACACUGACACUUGCACAGACCCGAUCAAUCGUUGAGACCAGAGUAGCAGUUGGAGGCAAGAGUCUCAGAGAGCAAAAUGAAGUUCUUGGACUUGAUGCUGCUCUAAGCUACAUCAACAGCACUCUUGUUGGACAUGUUGGACGACUUACUCUGCAGGACAUCUUAGAUAUUCAUAUUCGAGUGCUCGGAUAUGUGGACCCAAUCGAUGCUGGUAGAUUUCGUACUACUCAGGUUUAUGUAGGAGAUUUCAUCCCGCCAGCAGCAAGAGACUUACAAGAUCACAUGACCCAGCUGAUUGAAUGGCUCAACUCUGAAGAAGCCCUCGCUCUCCACCCUAUUGAGUUUGCAGCGCUCGCUCACUACCGUUUAGUAGCUAUACACCCAUUCUUCGACGGCAACGGACGCACCUCACGCCUCUUAAUGAAUCUUAUUUUAAUGGAGGCUGGCUUUCCACCUGUCUCUAUAGAGGUCAAUGACAGAUUGACAUACUACGAAACUCUACAACAAGCCAAUGAUGGGGACAUCCGACCAUUUAUCCGUUUCAUUGCUGACUGCGCUGAGAGAACGCUGGAUGAGUAUCUCUCUGUGACUAUGGAAAACGCAGAAGUUGUCUUGCCAUCUGUUCACAGAAACAAAUUCAUGCCACAGGAGAGGGUGAUUUAUGUUGAUAAAGAUGAAAAAGAUGAUGACGAGGAAAAACAAUCAAGCAAUGGAAAUGUAAUAAACAGUGCACAAGAUGAAAAUUCUUGAUGAUACUUUCAAGUAAAUUUUCAUCUACAUCCUUUAAUUUAUUAACACUUCUAAGAAAUCUGCUAUUUAUUUGUAAAUAAUAAAUAAUUGUUCUGUAUUAUACCAUGUACAUAUAAAAUAUGGAAGGGCAGGAAAUAAUGUACAAAAAAAUUAUGGUUCAAAGCACAAACAUCCCGGUUUUACCUUAAAUGAACUCAUCUAAAUGUAAAAAAAGAGUGGUAAAAGUACAUCUGUUAACUCUGUAAGUUACUAAGCAGUAAAUAUUUGCAUACAAUAGAUUUUAUUGAUAACUUUUAUCUAAUAAUUUUUUUUAAAAUCUAGUCAGCUUCUCUCUAGUUAUAAUUAUGUUGAUCUUCAAAUUGGAAAAUUGUCUAAAAUGUCUGUUAAAACCAGAAAUCAAUUGUCAUGUUAGGUAACUCUGCUGAACUAAAGAGCUCAAUGGUAGUAGUUGCUGCUGAUCUGCAAUGUGGAUUUUAAAAUUUGUAAUGCCAUGCUAGUCUAAUGUUUAGAUUACAUAAAUCCUAUCUCUUGUAUAUCAUAUUACUGUUUAUUUAUUAUUGCUGCACUUUUUUUUUUUUCAUAGAGUCUCAGGAGUUUGGCUUAUUAAAAGAAUGUGUCAUUAUUAUUAAUUAUUGGAAGAAUGGGACUUCAUAGUAUAAUCUAUAAAAAAUCCCUAAACAAUUUGUUGAAAAAAAUGUAUUAUUACAUUUCUAAAGCAUUGUGAAAAUAAAUAAUAUUAACUUCCUUUUUAGUCAUUAACAGAAUUUUUUAAAAUAACAUACAUGUCAAAAAAAAAAAAAAACCUUGAAAUCUUUGUUUUCUAAAAAUUUAAAGUUUAUUUUAGCUACUCUUUGUUUUUUUACGUACACACUGAGAAGGAAUACUUCUGUAUAUUAAGAGUAUUAAGAUUUUAAAAAUAAGAACAAUUGAUUUUUUUUUUCUUAUGAAAAUUGUUGAUACAAAAAGUUAAAUGUUUUUAUAACUUUUAAACACAAAGCAAGAUGUCAAAAAAGAUUAAUGGACUAAAAUUUGUUUUUCAACUUUAGAUUAAUUUAGUCUAUAGUCGAACAGUACAAGGCUACACUGGUAUGUUUUUUUGUGUAUAACAAAUCUCUCCUGUACCAUCAUGCUUAUACCACAAGAACCUAAUAAAUGCUAAUUUCCAUUUUAAAUGCUAAUUUCCAUCAGAUAAUCUUUUUUUUUAGAAAACUUCAUGCUACCAAUAUUUUCUUAUUUGUUCUUAAUUUUUUUCUUUUUUUUUGAAUCACAUUUUCUAAAUAUAUAGGCAUGCUUUAUCUUAAUAGCACUUGAAACACACAUACUCAAAUUAAAUAAUUUUUUGUUUUUUCGUUUUGUUCUUUGUAAAACAGCAAAAUAUGAAUAUUUCAUAUCAUGAGCUUUCUGCAAAUUUAAACAAAAAAUGUAUAUGAUUUUUUAACAUUUUUUAUCAAAACUUUACAGAAGUCUUAUUUUCCUUUUUUUUUACCA